AUGGGGCUCCCUCUGCUGCUGGGGCUGCUCCUCUGCCGAGCCGGAGGCCUCCUUGCUCUGCCAAGGGACUGCAUAGCAGCUGAGAAGAUUUGCCUGAUGGACCCUGCCUGCAAUGCCACCUACCAGGCUCUGGAAAACUGCUCCCUUGAUAAGACACGUUUCCUCCUGCUGAGUCCUGAUGCCAGAGCAAGGUGCCGGGAUGCAAAGCUAGACCUCAGAAGCAGCCCUUUACUGCAUUGCAAGUGUCACCGCCGCAUGAGGAGACAGAAGCACUGCCUGCGCAUCUACUGGACUGUUCACUCCAGCUUCACACACGGUUAUUUCAAUUUGGAGACUUCUCCUUAUGAGGAUCCAGCAAAUGAAGAACCCUGGAAGAUUGACUACAACAAGCUGGCAGCUUUGGUUUCAGGUUCACAUCUAGCAGGGGACAGCGCAAAUGCCUGCCUGAAAGCAACUCACUUCUGCAGCCUGAAUGAGAAAUGUGUCCAUCUGCGCACAUAUUAUGCCUCCAGCUGCACCGAGGGUGCAGAGUCUGGAGGCACCUGUGACCAGCGUAAGUGCCACAAAAGGCUACGACAGUUCUUUGAGAAGGUCCCUGAGGAUUUCACCAAGAGGCUCCUGUUCUGUCCAUGUCAAGAUGAGCUCUGUGGGGAGCGACGCCGGAAAACCAUUGUCCCUGAGUGCUCCUUCCAGGACAGCAUCAAACCCAACUGCCUCCUUCUCUUGGACUCCUGUAUGAAAGAGCAUAUCUGCAAAUCCCGACUGGCUGAUUUCCAACAGAACUGUCAGCCUGCAGGCAUGUCCCCAGAUGGCUGUUCUCAGCACAACCAUGCCGCGUGCCUGAAGGCUUACAUGGGGAUGAUUGGUACAGCCAUGACACCAAACUAUGUUGGUAACUCCAGCACGGAGGUUUCGCUAUGGUGUACCUGUGAGAACAGUGGCAACCAGCAGGAGGAGUGUGACCAGAUACGCAGCAUGUUCAUUAGCAACAAAUGCCUCAAAAAUACAAUUCAGUCUCAGAUGCAUCUGAGCCAGGCAACUCUGGAGGGGCAGGAAGGAUUGUUUUACAUGCCUUCCCUGAGCUUCCAGGGGGACAGCACCAACACUUCUCUUGCUUCAGAAAUGUGCCAGGUCACCAAGACAAAGCCAUGGCCAGACAUCUCUGAGUACAGCAGCAUGCCCAUGGCCUCCUCUGUGUAUGCUGGAGCUGGGGUUUCCUGGCCCCCAAUGGCCCUGCUGCUAGUGUUGCUCCUGCUCAGCCCACCUUAA
Messenger RNA from Emys orbicularis (European pond turtle), 1269 nucleotides. RefSeq names its product GDNF family receptor alpha 3 (gene GFRA3). Gene Ontology annotation, cellular component: signaling receptor complex; external side of plasma membrane. The record is from RefSeq and is a predicted model, not a curated record. Gene Ontology annotation, biological process: nervous system development. Lineage: Eukaryota; Metazoa; Chordata; Testudines; Emydidae. Bases 1 to 1269 code for a protein of 422 amino acids. The transcript has 8 exons. Gene Ontology annotation, molecular function: signaling receptor activity.